AUGGAGGGGCUCAAGAAGAUGCUGAAUGGCAUAGUGUCGCUUAAAGUGAGGGAGUAUGUGAAGGACUACUGCCGGAGGAACGGGCUACUGACACUGUCGGUCAUCGCCGUGGUGACCGGUUGUGUUCUUGGAUUCCUCCUAAGGUCACUCAACCUUUCCACACAGGUAUGGAUGAAGGAAGUGAUGCAGAUCCAAGAGGAACCACUGUGGCUGGAGUAAUCCAUUAUGUAACCUAGCUACUAUACAGACAGGUUUUUUCCAUUUCAAACAAACUGUAUGUUUUGGAGGCAAAGUUAGAGACAGAUUUGGGUUGGGAUGUGAUUCUGGUCAGGGGAAAUUAUCUUUAAUGUGGUCGGUCUAAGAGCCAGGGAGUUUUUGCAUAGUUCACAUUUGUACAAAGAUAGGUGUUGAGCUAAAUUUAGUCACUAUAUCAUCCUUUACGUAGAUAUUAAAACAAACCACCGAGCUGAGCAGCCAACACAUCAAACAAUUUGUCGAUCUAAAUAGUUGGAGCAUCAGGAUGAAUUCAGUUGUUGUUUGUUUGAUUUUAAAAGGAAAAAAAAAUAGGAUUUCUAAUUGAUUUGCGUUCGUUAAUUUGGUCUGGUGGUGACCGGGGAUGUCCAACAGUAAAUUCAUGUCCCACUCUGACUCUACCUCCGUCGACCCGUACCCUGAUGAUUGAACCUUUCCCCUUAACAAGCCACUCUCCAUACUUUAACGCAGCCAAUCAAAGGAUUUGAUUAGCGCGUUGUUUACUGUAAUUGGAUUAACGACUUUUUUAACGUUGCCAUCCUUAAAAAGGCAAAAAUAUUCAAACUACACCACUAACCAAACUUUGAGAGGCAUAGUUGAGUAUUUAAUGGCUAAAAAGCAAAAUUAUACCCCUUGUAGGUCGUCAUGUUGGGUUAAAAACAAGUGUUGGCAUCAGCAAAAGUGGCCCCGAACUCUUUGAUUCCACCUGCGAUUUGUACAUUAAAACCCCUUUUGAUGUGUCACCAACAGAUUCUCUAUUUAAAGUUCCUCUUACAAAAUAAACACAUUGGAAAUGUCCGUCAUAAUGCUCAUAGUCUUCAGGUCGACCGAGUCACCAUCCUUAUAGACUCUCCUAAUUGAUCAAGUAGAUUAUGUGUUUUGGCUGAGUCAGAGACUUGGAGACAAGCGUCCUGUGUGCUCGGUUAAAAUGUGAGAAUCAUCAGCUGCAGAGCAACAAAAUGUAGGCUGAAAAUGGUGUUCAGUUUGAUUUUAGGAGCAAUUAACAAUUUAUGUCAAAUACUUAAAAUGUAGGAGAGAGAUAGACUCUGAAUCAAAACAUUAGUAAUUCCUUCAUACUGAGUCUUGGUUCCUGUGUACAAGUCAGAUUUCAACACUAAGUCUAUUUUCAGAACUCUGUUGCAAAAGUUUGGGGAUAAGAAAAAAAUUAGUUUUUCUGUCAAUGUCAAGACUGGGACAGGAGAAAAAUCAGUAACUCAUUCAUUUGCUUCUUCAACAAAUUCAAGCUUUGGCAAGAGCCACGUCUUUUCAGUUCAGCACAAUAAAAAAAACACAACAAACAUUGACCAAAGGGGUCGCCAGAAUCAACCAAAUAUGAAAACCCCUUACUGCGCCUUUAACUAGAAUAGGCAUGUCAUAGUUUUGUGGGGUUUUUAGGACAGUAAAUCACAAUAUCAACAAAACAAAAUCAUGCAUCAUCUCUGUGCACCUCUGCUUUGAUUUGGACAAUGUUUGUACCGUCUAUGUUGUAUGCGAGUUUGCUUCAGGUGUUUCUCUCUUUCACACAGGCUAAAAUCUACUUCUCCUUCCCUGGAGAGCUGCUCAUGAGGAUGUUAAAGAUGCUGAUUUUGCCUCUCAUCACCUCCAGGUGAGUUUGAGAAAAUGAGCAUUAUGAGGUUGUUUUCAAUUAUUAGAAAAAAUAGCUUUGUAGGAGACAAAGAGGGUUUAUUCUGGGGUAAAUACCUCUUUUUUUGUGGUAUCCUGAAUAUAUGCUGUACAUUCUGUCAUAGAAAAUCAACACAGUCACUUACAGAUCAACAGGAUUGAAUCAUAACUGUUUCUGAAAAAAUCUUAUGAUUCAGAUAUCUGGUACUUUUGAAGUAAAUUGUAAUUGCUCAGUAAAAACCACAACCAGAAAAGUGAUCAAUUUGAACCAAAAUUGAUAUUUUGUGACACCAAAUUGAAUGUUGAUAUAAAACUGUUCAAAUCUGAAUCAGCCUGACAACUCUUUUUUCCCCCCAUACAGUCUUAUGUCCGGCCUGUCAGCCAUGGACACGAAGGCGAGCGGUCGGCUUGGCGUCCUCACCAUCACCUACUACCUGUGGACGACCUUCAUCGCCGUCAUCGUUGGUAUUGUGCUGGUGCUCAUCAUUCAGCCGGGGGUGGGCUCAGAGAUAGACGGCCACCAUGCCCACUCAGGGCCUGUAAUGACCUCGGCUGACGCUCUGCUGGAUCUCAUCAGGUUAAUAUCCACAGACACAACAACUUCAACACCAGUGAUAGAAGUAAAGACGACCUUUACCUCACCCAUGACAUUAUCUACUGUUGCUCUCCCUUCAACAAAGGUUUACAGCCACUACUUUUCACUCAUAACUUGAAACAAAACAUUUGGCCAAAUGCUAGUUUAAAGCUCCAGUAAGGAACUAGGCAUUAACCGUUUAUUGCCCUUUGUGUCAUAUUUGAUACAUACUUUUGUAAUACUUCUAUCAAUCAAUAUGAUCAACAAAUUCCAAAAAAAAACCACCUAAACACAGUCCGAUAAAUGAUAAAAAUGUCCUCUUGUGGUUUAUCGGUUUCCAAAAACAUCUGAUGUAUCAAAUGAGAUAAAUUUGUAAAAUUUAAGGGCAUUUUGAUUUUUUGGUUUUCAGUAGUAAGUGAAAUAAACAUUUCAGCUCCAAAAAAAUUUGAAUUUACUGCCCAUAAUUUGUGGUUUCAGGCAUUAUAGGGUUAAAUCUUGCAAAAUAAAAAUGGACAAUCUUAUCGGAGAUUUUCUGCUUUCUUCAGUAUGAAUUUUUAUAAAUGUCAAAAAACUCUUAAUAGGAAAAAUGUCAGAGUGUUGACAGAAGUUGAUAAUAUUCAUCCUGUAGUAAUCAUGCAGAUUUUAUAGAUCUGAUGCAGCUAGUUAAAACUCACACAGUCUGCAGGGUAUAUCCUCUGAGUGCCAUGAGUAUACAUCUUACUUUUCAUGGUUAUUGAUCAAAAUGAGACGUCUACACAAGUAUUGACACCAGCAGAAGGCAGCCAAGUCGGAAACCUGCAAAGCUAUUAGGAAGUUGGUUAAAUCAUCAAAGUGCGCUUAAAUCAGCAGGUUAUUUUCUGGGAAUUUUGCAUCAAACAAAUGGGCAAUCCAAUCGAAUCCAGGUUUAUUUAUAAAGCACAUUUAAAAACAACAAAACGCUGACCAAAGUGCUUAAAAAACAAUUAAAAAACUGACAAUUAACAUGAACAAUAAAACAAAGACACCGGAAACACAUUAAAAACAGGGGGACAUAGAAGUUCUCAGGAAUUAAAAGCCAGGGAGUGAAAGUGCGUGAAACAGGCAGUGAGGGGGACAGGCACGCUGAUGAAACACCGCUCUGCCUCCUGCAUGCUCGUUUCCCAACAUGUUUCCUGCCCUGACCUGAACCAGACCAAGUCCUUUUCAGUUAAUGAUCAAAUCGUCUUACAACAACGUGUACAGCAUGUGAAAGGAAAAGACCAGACAAUGUCCGGACCUGAUUGUUUGCAGAUCUCGGGACAGCUGAUCCUUCUCUCUGGUAAAUCAGAACUGCAGUUUUAAGGAUGCUGCAGUAUUUUAGCCUCUCUGUGUGUGUUAAUGAAAGAAACAGAAAGGCAUAAAGACAAACGAAGAAAAAAAAAACCUUUUUCCCUCUGUAAGAUGGAGCGAAAACACUCCCCUGAGGUUUGAACACAAUUCUCUUUGUUUUAUUUCAAGUGUUGUUUACUUGGAUGAGGAAUUGCUGCGUAAUACCUCUCUCAACCCGAGGUAAACCAGUGCAGACUGUAGACAAAGUCAAUGGUACAGACCAAUUAAACUAAAUCCAGACCUUAUGACCCCUUGUGCUUCGGGAUCAGGAAGCUCUGUAAUCGCAAAGACUCGAGAGAUCACUUCGAUGGCUGGAGCUGAAACAAUCAUUCUUACGCUGAGAAUUGAGGAAUCAUGGAAAAACCUGCGAUUAAAGCUUUCUGAAAACACGGUAUCCUCUAACAUUUCAUGAACUCUAAAAAUGUCAAUAAAACAUAAAGCAGCUGGACCCUUGGAUUGAUUUAAAUUUAUAAUCUCACUGAAAUAUCAAAGUCUUUGUUGCAGCAGUGGAGGAAUCACAGCAGAAAAAUUAAGAAGGAGGAGAGAAUAUGCGCUUGUAGGAGAUUUGCAGAGUCACUUCUACGUAUCACACCGGCUAAUAAUAGGAAGAAACUUAAUUUUGAUCUGUUAAGCCUACACUUUCUCAGAAGGUCUGGUCAGCGGUGUUAUGUGCCACACAGUCUGCAGUUCAGUGUGUGUGUGUGUGUACAUGGCUUUCUAAGAGGCCAUUCAUGUCAGAGAUCCACUAAUUCCUGCCUCUUAAACCCGAUUAUUGUAGUGAGCUGUGACUGGUGUGUUUGCUGCUGUAAGCCAAGGGUCAGGUGUACAUUUCAGUCCUCUUACGUGUUUGACAAGCUUCUGCGUGGCUUUGGUGUCAUUGACGUAUGCUGUGUUUACAAUCCCUGAGAAUGAUGCAAUCUGUGAUCCUGCACCUAGAACUUUUCAUGCCUUCCCCCCCUGCUGUGUGAUGAUGUACACACGGCUUUAAGGAGUUCAUGUUUUUGAUACACUUGUGCUACGUGUUCAGAUUGCAUAAGUGAACGUUAAACCUGUGAAAAGGAAGAGUCCCUCACUUUGUGUCGACUCCAGUGAAUGUCGUGUUCAGAUCUUGCUCAGGCAAAAGUAGCAUGUCCUCCGUUCUCCAUCAAAAAUAAGUAAAUAAAAAGUUAUUUAAAAAAAAGUGAAUUAUGUUAUUUACUGUUAAUUACCUGGUAAUAAGUGUACCGUAAAAGAAAGCGUUACCAGAUUUUUUUCCAUUAGAGGUUCUUAAAAGGUCAAAAGUUUAAGACAUCUAUGCAGAGGAAAUGCUUCAUGUGUUAUUUUGCUUUACACAUUCCUAAGGAAAACAUAGCUCAACAAUUUCAAUCCAACCCACUUUAUUUAUAUUAAGUUAACCAAAGAGCUGCACAAUGAAAUUAAAAGAACAAACACUGCAGAAAACACCAAGAUGAAAUAAAUAAAAGCAGGUAAAAAAGAUUUAUAAUGAAAUAAAAUAAAUGAAAAAAAAAAACACAAAAGCAUUAAAGAAAUAAAAGUGAUAAAAGGACCAAAAAAAAAGACACAAAAAGACAGAGAUCACACAACUCUCAUGCUGAGCUUAAAGCCAAGGAGUAAAAAUGAGUUUUAAGACACGAUUUAAAAGUAGAAAGAGUCGGGGGAUGUUUUAAUCUCGAGUGGAGAAUUUCAGAAUACAUUUUUGCAGAAUUGAUCAACUCCGGUACAGAAUAUCAUCAAAAGAUUUAAAACAUCUGGAAAAAUCUCUGCACGUGAGGGUCAAGGUUUAAAAUGAAUACUGCACAGUCAUGGUUGGGGUCCUCAGGAGGCAAAAACAGGCAUGACUCUAUAGUGGAUAUCACUGCAUAGGCUCAAGAUCAAUUCCAAGAAACAUUGUCAGGGAACAUAUUUGUGGCUCCAGGCAAAGCAAAGAGAAAAUUAUGCACAAAAGUGAUCUAGACAACUCUUCAAGGCCUGGAUUGAGAUAACAGGAAAGCAGUUCUUUGGUCUAACAAAUCAAAACGUGACCCUCAUUUCGGAAAUCGUGGAUGCCGAGGCUGAGGUCAUUCAGCAAAGAGAAGAAAACAUCCAUCACAGUGGUUGAGAGGGGUCAUUUUGUCAAGUUUGCAGUAAACCCUUAAAGAGAUAUUGGAAAGACACCAACACCAGAAAAAAACCUCUAAUGGUAGAAGGUCAAGUGAACCAAAUGUAUAAAUAAAUAAGAAUUGAGGGGGGUUGGCCUAAUCGUAACAUUUUCUACCUGUUAUGUGAGUCAUGCUGGUAAUUAUACUGAUUUCAAGACGCUGAUUGGUCAGACAUAAGUUAACAUUUAUUCUGGUUGAGUGGUGUCAGCUGGAAAACAAAACAAAAAUGAAUAUAUAAGUUUGUUGUUGGUGAAAUAAAUAAAUGAGGUCUCUGGUUUCUUUACGUCACUAUACAUUUAAUGUUUAUGUCUCUACUGUCUUUCAGGAACAUGAUUCCAUCUAAUCUAAUCGAAGCCACUUUUCAGCAGGUGAGUCAACAAAAAAGAGGAAACUUUUUCCUGUCUGAAUGAAUGAACUGCUUCAAACCAUAACAGUCUUUCUCCAAAUAUUAACAAAUCUCUAAUAUUGUUCUGUUCUCAUCCGAUUCAGUACCGAACAGACCUGGUCCCCAUCGUAAAGAACUCUGAUUCAAAAGAAUCUCAAGCCAACUAUGUUUACGUCAUGCCCGACUAUCACAACCCCCAACUGGGCCAUCCGGUCUUCCUGGAGAUCACCCCUGCCCCUGACAUCAAGUACAAAAUAGUUCCCAGUACCAGCAAAGGCAUGAACGUCCUGGGGAUUGUCAUCUUCUCUGCUACUAUGGGUGAGUGAACCACACAGCUAAUAGAGUUCAUGAAACGACAUGUAAACGUUCCUUUUGUUUAGAGCUCUUUUAGUUCGCAUCAUGCAUCAUGUUUUCAGCCAAACAAACUCAUCCUACUGUCUUUAAAAAUAUCCCAGAUUUGAAACUUUGCAGCAGAAAACAUAAAAAAGAUCCAGUUUUUAUGCCCAAUACUACCAACCAUGUGAUAAAAUUUGUCCCAGAUUUUCUUUUUUGCUUUUAAGGGUCAUUUAAAGACAUCGCUAUUCAUUUCAGUCUGUUUUAUAACUAGCUAAAAAUCCCUUACCGGAGCUUUAAGUAUCAUGCUCAUCAUUCUUCAUUCAGCUUGUACAAAAGGGGUAAAUGUUGCUGCUUCACUCAAUAUGAAAUAAUCAAUACUGUUAGGAUUAGUUAUAGGACAUUACCUGUUAUUAUGUAAAUUACAUGAAAAGAAAUGGAAACUUUAGUUGUAAGGUUGAAAAAAAUUGUCUUAUUUUUACUUCUUAAAGGGAGCUUUUUACGCAAAACAAGAUUCCUAUUUUAUUUAAAAGUGGUGGUUUACCUCUUUUGUGAAUGACCAGCAUUAAAUGCUUUAAAAUAGUUCCAUGAAGUUUCAAUUUUAAAGGUUGAAUAGUCCUGCUACUGAUGAAAAAUAAAACCUUUUUGUAUGCCUCAGACCAAAAGAAGCACUUUAGUGUUGUGGCUGGUUGUGGGGUACUUAAUAAAGUGGUCCUCUAUCAGGGUGUUUGAUUCUCUUGAGAUGAAGAAUUAAAGCACCGGAGUCUCAAUGGGUAUAAAAAAAAAAUCAGGAAACUAAGCUCUUAACUAAUUCUUGAGACUUUCAGGAAAUAUCUGAUAACAUUGCACUGAAGUUGUUUUGCCAUUAAACCUUUUUUUCUCCAUCAUAUAUGGCGCUGGUUUAUAAUCCAAGCUGGCUGUUCCCUUUAAAAUGUCUUAAUUUUGCAUUUUUCUUUUUGCACAGCACUUUUAAUUGUAAUAGCUAUAAUUUUAUUAUUAAGUUGCAGAAAACACAUGUACAUCAACAGCCUGAGUAAUGCUGCCUUUUUGUCACAGUGAAGGGGUCAGAGGCGAAAUAGGUUGAAAACAGGUUUUUUAAAUUUAAAUGCACUUUGUUUUGAUUCUGUUUACACAUCUUUGACUGCAACUAUCACAUAAAUAUAUUUGGAUACAAAAUCGAGCAGAAAACUGACAAUGAACUAAUAAUGUGUAGUUUUGUGAAAGCUGUUGUAUAUGUCUCUAUAAGUAACCUACAGGGCAUAAGUGAAUAAUUUCCUCCCUCGGCUUAAUUCUCUUCCAAACCCUUUUGUGAGGUUGACUUGUAGCACACUGCUACCUGGAGUGGCUUUUAAAACACGUGUGGAUGUUCUGUAUGUUCUCAGGUCUGCUGCUGGGGAAGAUGGGAGAACGUGGAGCGCCACUAGUCAAUGUCUGCCAGUGCAUCAACGAGUGCGUCAUGAAGAUCAUUAACGCAGCUAUGUGGUGAGGCUGCACUCUCUCCCUAACACGCAUUUCACACACACACACACACACACUGUCCGGCGAGAACAUCUAUAAAAAGACAGACAACACUCAGCAGGACCAGAUUAUAGCUAAAAAUAGACUUCAGGCGCCAAGUCAGGAAAGAUUCAACCCCGGUGCCUGGAGUGUCCUUGGAGCUGAUAAAUCCACUGUAGGAUGUAUGAAUGGAGUAAGAGGGGCUUACAGAAACUUGUUUCUCCAGAGGUAAUGAGCAUGCCCGGAUAGAGUUACUUAACAAGAAGGAAAGCUAUCAUAAAGAGGAUGGGGGGAAGGAAUCACGGUGUGUAAGAUACUUAAGAAUGGAGGGUUAACUUGAGUUCAUUUAUUUAUUUAUUUUAGAUCUUUUUAUUUAAACAUUUUAAACAUUUGGCAAAACAUUUCCUGAUGUAUGAUCUUGAAAAUGUGCAACAGACUGCACCGCAAAAUGAGUUCAAUGAAAGUGAAUAAAUGAGUAAAUAAAUAAUAAAACUUGAUUUAAAAAAAAAAAAAAAAAAAUUAUUUAAAGAUUUUAAACGUUUGGCAAAACAUUUCCUCACGUAUGACCUUGAAAAUGUGUGACAGACAGCACCGCAGAAUGAGUUUAAUAGUAAAUAAAUAAGUAAAUAAAUAAUAAAACAUGAUUUUAUGUAUUUAUUUUUUUAGAACUUUUUAUGUCAACAUUUUAAACAUUUGGCAAAGAAUUUCCUGACAAUUUCCAGAAUGAGUUCAAUAAGAUUAAAUGAAUAAGUAAAUAAAUAAUAAAACUUUAUUUAUUUUUUAGAACUUUUUAUUUAAACAUUUGACAAAAAAAUUUCCUGACUAUAACCUUGAAAAUGCGUCACAGACUGCACCACAGAAUGAGUUCAAUAAAAGUGAAUAUAUAAGUCAAUAAAUAAUAAAAUGAAUGGACUAAUCAACAGGGGAGAGAGGAAGGGAGAACCAAAAUAAGAAUAAACAAUAAAAGUAGAGAUGGAUCAAAUAAAUCUACCAACAAAACUAACUAAAUAAAUAUUAACUUGAGUUUUUAGGCUUAAAAAUCUCACUUUUUACUGAAAUCCUUAUUCUAAAAAGGUGUGAAACUGUGUAAAAUGUUGGAUCGUUCUCAAAUUAUUUAAACUCAACUUAUUCAAUAGGAAAUAGAGCAAAGUUUAUCAUGUGUGGGAUAGAAUCAUGCUGAUUUAAAAUCCGAUGUUUUUCAAAAUAUUGGGACAGGAAAACCAAACAGUAAAAAAGUUGCAGACUUUUUCAAACAGGACCUCGCCUAUGAAUGCCCAACAACAGUCUAUCAUCAUCAUAGAGGAGACUGGUGGCUAAAAUGGCAUUAAGUCCCCAAUGAAAACAUGUGGGACAUCAUGAAAUUAAAAAUAUCCAACAUCAAGCAAGAAUAAGACAGGGUUUCCUUUUUAAAACAGAAGUAAUUGGUCUCCUCUGAAAGUAAUGAAAAAGAGGGCUGAGGUUGUGUUUAUGUGAUCCACUACAGGGUCACAACUAGAGGAGGUGCCACAAACUGAAACUGGUCAAGCUGUGCUGUCAGUUACAUCAGGUUCGUGACGCUUGGGGAAAACUUAGUAGAAAGCUAAACUUCAGUCCGAUCUGAGACUUUUGACGUCUUUUUCCAAAGUCACGGCCAUUAAUCUGCUUCUGAAAAAGCCUUUCGCCCACAUUCAGCCACAGGAUCAUUAGUGAGGUCAGGCACUGACGGCAGUAAGACUAGAUAAGGCUCACAGUCGGCAUUCCAAUUAAUCCUUAAUGAGUGCUCAAUGAGUUUGAGGUCAGGCUGGUCAAGGUCUUCAAGGCUAAACUUGGAAACCUUUUCUGAACGGAAAAAGCUUGUGAACAAACAGGACAACUUUUAAGAGAGCUGGCGUUUAAAAUUCCGUGAUCAGGUGUCAUGAUCCAGGUCUCAGGAGGAAAAGAAACAACAAAAAUUUCCAGGUUCAGGACACUUUGUUUCCCCCUCUCAUAUACAGGUACUUUCCCUUCGGUAUUGUGUUCCUUGUGGCUGGGAAGAUCCUGGACAUGGACGACCCGGCUCACCUGGGGGAGAAGCUGGGAAUGUACUUCAUCACAGUCCUGUCUGGUUUAUUUGUGCACGGCCUCAUCCUGCUGCCUCUCUUCUACUUCUUCUUCACUCGCAAAAACCCCUUCCCCUACAUCAGGGGGCUGCUGCAGGCUCUCGUUAUCGCACUGGCCACAUCCUCCAGGUAAGACAAGUGUAAAAAUUUGUCCACUCUGGCAUGUUAGUGACUGAAGCCCGGUUUGAUCAUACCUUUUGUUUUCUUCAGCUCGGCUACUUUGCCCAUCACGAUGAAGUGUCUUCUGGAGAACUGUGGAGUGGACCGGCAGAUCGCCCGCUUUGUGCUGCCAGUGGGAGCGACCAUCAACAUGGACGGAACAGCCCUUUACGAGGCAGUGGCGGCCAUCUUUAUUGCACAGGUCAACGAGUACGACUUGGACUUUGGUCAGCUGGUCACUAUCAGGUGAGAUCGGACGUUUAGCUAUCAUCCUCUCAUAAUAUGCUCUUGAAAAGAGGACCAGCUUAUCUCAUGGCUCGGUCUCGUCUUUGCAGUAUAACAGCCACAGCUGCCAGCAUCGGUGCCGCUGGGAUACCUCAGGCAGGUCUGGUUACCAUGGUGAUUGUCCUAACCUCUGUGGGGUUACCACCUGCAGACAUCUCCCUGAUUGUGGCAAUCGAUUGGGUUCUGUAAGUCCCCACAAAGUCAGUGCAUAAUAUCAUUCGUUUGUGGAUUUGUUGGGACAGCGUCUUGAAUAUUUCCUUGUUUUUUUCUGCAGUGACCGAUUCAGGACCAUGAUCAAUGUCCUCGGUGAUGCCUUAGCUGCUGGGAUCAUGGCGGAUUUAUGUAGGAAGGACUUCGAGAAAAAAAACACUUCCUCCUCUCCGGCUCCCGCUGCCGCCGCUGCUGAUAACGGAGGUGGUCCUCAACGGGUGAGGACAACUUUACUGAUACUGAUAUUUUGGGAUUUUUAAACUUUUGCUGGGAGAUGACUUACAGUAGGGGAGAGUGGGGUAAGUUGAGUCAAAGGGUAAGUUGAGCCACCCCCUGUUGCUUGGAAAUGGUCAAAGAAAUUGAUCAUGUGACUAAAUAUAUAGGAGAUGGGCAUCAAUUCAUGGAGUCUGUGAAGGUUAGAAUUUUAAAGAAUGGAGGGUCCACACGAAUGAUCAUUUUGACAAGCUUUACUGAUUGCAGAUCUGGGUUAUAGCUUCAUCCUGCCACCAGUGUAUCAAAGACUGGUCUGAGACAGUUCAGGUCUAUAUAGCUGUCCACAUUUCCAAACAUCUUGUUGCAUCUUCUUGACCUGAAGGAGAGUCCAUGUUGGGUAAUAACAAAGCACAACAUAUUUUGGGAGCCUGAGUGAUGUUGUCGGAGGCCCAUGGCUCCAGAAAUCGAGCACCAAAGUCUCCAAGGUAUUAUGAGUGACAAGCCCCAUCACCCAAAAGGCUGACACGACUGGCUAAAGAAAAUUACCCUAACAUAAGUUUUGUUAGUAUUGUGUUCGGACCAAAAAAGAUCAUUUUAAAUUUGUUUUAUACAUUAAUUGUGGUAUCUAUGAGCUACAACAUGAGGUCAAAAACAUAAAAGUCCACCAUUGAAGUGACUGUUAUUUAGGGAGAGAGAAGGUGAGGGAAGGCUGAGGAGGAGAGUAGGAAUAUGGCUCAACUUACCCCGCUCCUAUGGUCAACUUACCCCAUACAUACACGGGGUAAGUUGACAAUAGAAGACCACUAUCAUUUUGGCAUGCUAUAUUAUCAAGACAGUUAUGUUUACACUCAUUCUGUUGGUUUGCAGGGAUGAACAACAUCUUGAAAUUAAGAGAUACACUAGUUAGAGACAAAACUAUGAUUGUCUUGAUGUAGUGAUCCGAAAUAUGAAAAAUGGCUCAUCUUACCCCACUCUCCCCUAUGUGUUAAGCAGGACCUUUAACUGAGUCAGAUCCGUCUUAAUGAGGGAGAAGAAACUGUUGUACCAAAUGGAAAAAUGUUUUUCCGGCUUAAGUUCUGAGAACUGCUUUCACUGUCUUAACUGUAUUUAUAUGUCUUUCCUCCCACAGAGGGACACAGUGAUCUCCUUUGGCAAUCAGAGCGUGGCGUUUUCGGAUGCUCCUCUGAUCUCACACCGGUGUGAUUACGUGUUUGAAGUAGACGGGGACAGUGUACUAGAGAGACCUGUGGCCUGCUACAACCUCUGUCAAGUCUGAGAGCGAAAAAGCGGACAGCGAAUGAUUCUGCCUUCUAAAGCACAAAGACUCACCUCACUUGGGACCAAAAAGGACCAUUACACGGGGCUCGGAAAAACCCAGUUUGGAAAAGAAAACCCUGUCAGGGCUCGGCUCUAAACAAGAUCAAAUAUGGAGUAGAUUG
Molecule: messenger RNA, 12533 nt
Organism: Xyrichtys novacula (pearly razorfish)
Lineage: Eukaryota; Metazoa; Chordata; Actinopteri; Labriformes; Labridae
Source: the annotation of a GenBank genome assembly